CUGCCGCUGCUGCCCCCGCCAAGGCUACAAGCGUCAUGGCCGUCUCUUUUCCAAGGCUGUCUUCACUGGCUACAAACGUGGUUUGAGAAAUCAUCACGAAAACCAAGCUAUCUUGAAGAUCGAAGGUGCCCGCAGAAAGGAACAUGAUCAAUUCUACAUUGGCAAGCGUUGUGUUUAUGUUUACAAAGCUGAGACCAAGAAGUGCGUUCCCCAACACCCAGAACGUAAGACCUACGUACGUGCCGUUUGGGGCAAAAUUACCCGCUUGCACGGUAAUGGUGGUUGCGUUCGUGCUCGUUUCAACAAAAACUUGCCUGGUCAUGCUAUGGGUCACCGCAUUCGCAUUAUGUUGUACCCCUCAAGGAUUUAAGUUGUUUACACUUAAUUUUUGACGCUUAAGUUUUAAAUCCAAAACAAGACCUAUAAAAUUUUAUAUUAAAAAAAGAAUAAACAACAAACUUAAAACCUGAAAAAAA
This is a messenger RNA of Musca vetustissima, 476 nucleotides long. Its product is annotated as large ribosomal subunit protein eL33-like. Gene Ontology annotation, molecular function: structural constituent of ribosome. NCBI's taxonomy places the organism in Eukaryota, Metazoa, Arthropoda, Insecta, Diptera, Muscidae. Gene Ontology annotation, biological process: cytoplasmic translation; ribosomal large subunit biogenesis. The record is from RefSeq and is a predicted model, not a curated record. Gene Ontology annotation, cellular component: ribosome; cytosolic large ribosomal subunit.